UAUUUAAAUCUAAGUAAUUUAAAGAAGUCAGUCAAACUCAUAAAGCUUUAACAAGCAGUGGCUUCCAGCCUGGAAGCCAACUGUUCAAGCCCCUAAUUGGGACAUCCAGGAGCUCUUUACACCCUAAUUACAACUCGGAACCCAGACUCACUGCAUAUCCCGUCCCGUAUAUAAUGCAAAACUUGAUUCUGCAAGUUCCUUUCUCGGGCGGUGAAACUUCGAGGUCCUCUCCAUGGAGACCUCUGAUAAAUGCUUAAGUAGUGAUCUUUUCUUUCUCGUUUGCAUCCAUUGCAACGCCUCCGCUGAUGGGAAAAACUACUCCCUCCGCUACUGCGGGGAGGGAGUGACGUCACAGAAUUAGCUGACCUGUUUUUUCGGGCUUCGGGGACCUAGAAGCCCCGAAGGCCGAGAGUGAAUGAGUGGGAUGGGGGAGGCUGAGGCUCCUCCUGUCAGGGGCUGAGCCCUGCAUCGUGGGCCUGGGCAGGGAGCAGCCUUGACGUCCGGGCUCGGAGCGGUGCGGCUGCCAGCCGACCCUGCGGCGAGAGAGUGGGUGUGUGCGUGGGGAGUCGGCCAAACUUCCUGUCCCGCGCUCGAGCUGCUUCCGGCGGGAGCCGGAAGACGCUGUGUGUGGACGGAAUUCGGGACCGACUGACGGCCUGCCGGCUGCCCGGAACUACAAGGGUCUCACUGUGUUACCUAGGCUGGGAAGAGGAAUUCUUAAGCCAUGGAGAUUCAAGAUCAAACCUAGAAUAUAUAGUAAUAUUCAAGCCAGUGAUUCCUGUGUACCUCCUCUGUGGGUGGGAGUCCUGGCUUUGCAACUUAAUAACUUAGUUAAAUUGAUUACCUACCUAGUACAACAUCUUACAGGAAGAGCAUAGUAUUUCCUAGAGGAAUAUGAACAUAACAGGAAGGUAUCAUUGGCUCUGAAUUAAAUUUGAACUUGUCCCCUGAAUAGCUACAGGUUUUGGAAGCUGAAUCAAUGUUAUCAGAUGAGUUAGAAUCCAAACCAGAGCUCCUGGUACAGUUUGUUCAGAAUACGUCCAUCCCACUGGGACAGGGGCUAGUAGAAUCAGAAGCUAAAGAUAUUACUUGUUUGUCCCUCCUUCCCGUGACUGAAACCUCAGAAUGCAGUCGGCUAAUGUUACCAGAUGAUACUACAAAUCAUUCCAACUCCUCCAAGGAGGUCCCUUCCUCAGCUGUUUUGAGAAGCCUUCGGGUGAAUGUUGGUCCAGACGGAGAGGAGACGAGGGCUCAAACUGUACAGAAAUCCCCGGAGUUUUUAUCCACUUCAGAGUCUUCUAGCUUGUUGCAAGAUCUACAGCCAAGUGAUAACACUUCUUUUAUUCUUCUGAACCUAACAAGAGCAGGUCUGGGCUCUUCAGCUGAGCACUUAGUGUUUGUACAGGAUGAGGCAGAAGAUUCAGGGAAUGAUUUUCUCUCCAGUGAGAGCACGGACAGUAGCAUUCCAUGGUUCCUCCGGGUUCAGGAAUUGGCCCAUGACAGUUUGAUUGCUGCUACUCGUGCACAGCUGGCAAAAAAUGCAAAAACCAGCAGCAAUGGAGAAAAUGUCCACCUUGGUUCUGGUGAUGGACAACCCAAAGAUUCUGGGCCCCUUCCUCAAGUGGAAAAGAAGCUCAAGUGUACAGUUGAAGGCUGCGACCGGACAUUUGUAUGGCCAGCUCACUUUAAAUACCACCUCAAGACUCAUCGAAAUGACCGCUCCUUCAUCUGUCCUGCAGAAGGUUGUGGGAAAAGCUUCUAUGUGCUGCAGAGGCUGAAGGUACACAUGAGGACCCACAAUGGAGAGAAGCCCUUUAUGUGCCAUGAAUCUGGCUGUGGUAAGCAGUUUACUACAGCUGGAAACCUGAAGAACCACCGACGUAUCCACACAGGAGAGAAACCUUUCCUUUGUGAAGCCCAAGGAUGUGGCCGUUCCUUUGCUGAGUAUUCUAGCCUCCGAAAACAUCUGGUGGUUCACUCAGGAGAGAAGCCUCAUCAGUGCCAAGUCUGUGGGAAGACCUUCUCUCAGAGUGGAAGCAGGAAUGUGCAUAUGAGAAAGCAUCACUUGCAGCUGGGAGCAGCUGGGAGUCAAGAGCAGGAGCAAACUGCUGAGCCACUAAUGGGCAGUAGUUUGCUUGAAGAGGCUUCAGUACCCAGUAAAAACCUGGUGUCUAUGAAUUCCCAGCCCAGCCUUGGUGGAGAGUCCUUGAACCUACCAAAUACCAAUUCUAUCCUGGGAGUUGAUGAUGAAGUGCUUGCUGAAGGAUCCCCACGUUCCCUGUCUUCAGUGCCUGAUGUGACACAUCACUUGGUGACCAUGCAGUCAGGGAGGCAAUCAUAUGAAGUUUCUGUCUUAACUGCAGUAAAUCCACAAGAGUUACUAAACCAAGGAGAUUUAACUGAAAGACGGACAUGAGCACGGGUGCUGACUCCUGGAAGAGCAGCUCUAUCUGAUCUCAAAACGCAUACACUGGGAACAGGAUGCCAUAGCUCACAACAGAACCAGAAUGAAUCUUUGAAGGACAGGACUCUGCUUUUGCCACUCUUCCUCUUUCCUGGUACAGAAGAUGGAUGUAGGAGAGCUUCUUUUCUAACUGCCAUCUUACCCAGACAAGGAAUGAAGCAAUGACUGUGGGCUAGGAAACUGUACCUACCUCUCUUCCCACUGCAAAAUUCUGGGAUAGACCAAAAGUGAAUUUGAUUAUGUGUUGGCUGAAGUUCCUCACUAUGACUGUUGAGGGGAGGUUUUCCUUUGAAGAGUUUUCAUCCCAGACUCAGCUGUCUUUUCACAUGGAUGAAAUAAUUCCUGCCACCAACAACAGAGCUUUACCAGGAAGUUGAGCUUUCAUGAUGCCUUGUUGCUUUGAAGAAGGGAGUGAUGUCAAUUAUCUUGUUACAUUCUCCCUUUAGCAACCUGAGUAAGAGACUCUGCCACUGGGCUGCAAAAAAAAUUAAUUACUUGAAUCUCCCCUUGGCCCAGGCUGAGGUACUAUCUUGUCCUAUACCUUCUACUUGGUCACUUUGCUUUCUUUGUUAAUGGAACAUACAGUAGCAUGUUAAGAGGGAUUUCAUGUUUUUGUUUUUUUAAAGUUAAAAAUUAGAUGAUGCAGAGAUUCAGUUUUUCCUUUAAAUAAACAAAACAGCCCAGUCA
This is a messenger RNA of Cebus imitator (Panamanian white-faced capuchin), 3151 nucleotides long. It is a transcript of the gene ZNF410, whose product is annotated as zinc finger protein 410. Gene Ontology annotation, molecular function: RNA polymerase II cis-regulatory region sequence-specific DNA binding; DNA-binding transcription factor activity, RNA polymerase II-specific. Lineage: Eukaryota; Metazoa; Chordata; Mammalia; Primates; Cebidae. Bases 980 to 2416 code for a protein of 478 amino acids. The transcript is spliced from 13 exons. Gene Ontology annotation, biological process: regulation of transcription by RNA polymerase II. Gene Ontology annotation, cellular component: PcG protein complex; transcription regulator complex. The record is from RefSeq and is a predicted model, not a curated record.